CUUAUAAUCCAGUGCGCCUUAUAGUGCGGAAAAUACGGUACAUACAUACAUACAUACAUGCCCCUCUGUUCUGUUUUGAACGAAGCUCUUUCCAUUGCCUUCCAGAAACUGGCUCUCCAUUCGGGGAUGGACUAUGCCAUCAUGACAGGUGGCGACGUGGCACCCAUGGGGCGCGAUGGAGUCACUGCCAUGCACAAGGUGUUCGACUGGGCCAGCACCAGCAGGCGAGGUGUCUUGCUGUUCGUAGAUGAAGCUGAUGCGUUCCUGCGUAAGCGAUCCACAGAGAAAAUCAGCGAGGACCUCAGAGCCACCCUGAAUGCAUUCCUCUACCGCACUGGGGAGCAGAGCAACAAGUUCAUGCUGGUGCUUGCCAGUAACCAGCCGGAACAGUUCGACUGGGCCAUCAAUGACCGCAUCGAUGAGAUUGUAAACUUUGCGUUACCUGGUCUGGACGAGAGGGAAAGAUUGGUGCGCAUGUAUUUCGACAAAUUUGUGCUGGGUCCUGCCACUACAGGGAGACAGAGAUUAAAGUUGACUCAGUUCGACUAUGGACAGAAGUGUUCAGACAUUGCAAAGCGAGCAGAGGGCAUGUCCGGUCGGGAAAUCUCCAAACUUGGUGUGGCCUGGCAGGCUGCCGCAUACUCUUCUGAAGAUGGAGUUUUGACCGAAGCGAUGAUUGACUCGAGAGUCGAUGAUGCCGUCAAGCAGCACGCACAGAAAAUGGACUGGCUGCUGAUGGAAGCAGGCGAGGGGGUCGGGAAGGUCGGCGUACUCCUCCCGAAGGCAAUGGCCGCAGGGCUCGCAGCCCAGGAAGCGGCGUCACUUACGCAAACCGAAGACGCAGCCCCGACGAUACAAGAAAUCCUUCCACUUCUGGAGGUUGUGAGCAACGUGGCCCAGGCAGAAGCAGCCGCCCUACCUUCAGAAGUGGAGGCGGAUGCUAUCCUCAAAGAGGCAGCCGCUUUGGUUAAAGAAAGCCAAGCUGUAGCUGCAACAACUGCAGGAGCUGCUGUCUCGAGUGAAACGGUUGAAACCAUCGUUGAGACCGCUGCUGCUGUCCCGUUGGUGCAGGAGGCUGAGGCCAUCAAGGACCUGACUGAGGAGGUUCUUGGCACAGCUGUAGUUGCUGACUCUGUUGUUCCCGAGCUGAAGGAUAUAGCCACUGAGGUUAAGGAUGCUGAGGGUGUACCAGCUUCCGCCAUCCAAGAGAUUGCUGCUGUGAGUAAGGAAGAGCCAACUGCUGAUGUAGCUGUGCUAGAGGCUGAGGCCAUUGAAGUAGUCAAGGAGGAAGCGACAGUCUAUGCAGUUGCUCAGGAGAAGGAAUUAGAUGCUGUAGUCUCCAACGUUGUCCAGGAGCCAGAGGCUGUGGAAGCCACUCAGGCUGCAGUGGAAUUGGCAACGGAUGCUGCAAAGGUUGCAGAGGAAAUUGCAAACAAUGUAGCUGAAGUGUCUGAGUCCCUGGCAAACAUUGCCAAAGAGGCUGAAGCAAUAGCAACUGAUGUGGCCAAGGUGGCUGACGCCGUAGUAACCAUCACCGAGGAGAUGGAGGCAGUAGUCACGAAGGAGGUUGAAGCGAUGGGAAGUCACGUCGCCAAGGACUCAAUUCAGGUUGUAGCGGAAACUGCGCCUGAAACAUCGGAGGUCGCUAAAGAGGUGGAAGUGGUGGCGACAGAUCUGGUCAAGGAGUCCGAGAGUGUUGCCACAGAUGCUGUUAAGGAGGUCGAACCUGCGAUGACUGAGACCGCUGCCAAGGAUGCUGAAGUCAUCUCAACAGAGUCUGCCAUUGAAACCGAGGCCACAGUUUCAGAGGAAGCCAAGGACCCUCACAAUACUGCCAGUGAGUUUGUCGCAGAGGGUCAGACUUUGGCUACAGAGGUCGCUGCCAAGGAAGCUGAGGAUCAAACAACGAAGGCUGCAGAGGAGGUAGAGACCAUAGUAAAGGAAGUCACCGAUGAGACGGACACAGCAGCUGUUCCCGACAUGGAAACCAAGGUAGAUACAGAGACCUUUGUGUCUGAGAAACUAGAGAGGCCAACUACCGAGAAGUCCGCUGCCUCCCAGACUCCCGGCACUGAAGGAGCGGAGCCCGGUCCAACUGAGAAGCCUCUGUCAAACAAACAGAGCGGAGAUGACAACGACAAAGCUCAAACCAAGCCUAGUCCAAAGAAGUGAUCACUUCAAUACUUCGAUGAAAUGCUGUUGUAAUUGUUAAGCAGUCUAAACAUUCACCUCAAAUGCUGUCUACUCUUCUAACAAUAUGUUUUUAACUCAAGUACUGUGACUGACAAUAUAUGGUAAUGAUUUUGAUUAUGGUCUGUAGGUUUGUAGUCUGAGUAAAAGCACGUGUGGGCCACUU
Messenger RNA from Anarrhichthys ocellatus (wolf-eel), 2356 nucleotides. RefSeq lists its product as uncharacterized. The coding region runs from base 58 to 2172 and encodes 704 amino acids. NCBI's taxonomy places the organism in Eukaryota, Metazoa, Chordata, Actinopteri, Perciformes, Anarhichadidae. The record is from RefSeq and is a predicted model, not a curated record. The transcript is spliced from 6 exons. Gene Ontology annotation, cellular component: mitochondrion. Gene Ontology annotation, biological process: mitochondrion organization. Gene Ontology annotation, molecular function: zinc ion binding; ATP binding; ATP hydrolysis activity.